CCGUUUGCACUGUUGCUAUAAGGGGAAACCGGCGUGGUGGCUGGCACGACCCGAGCAGGGGGAUCACACGUACGGUGCUGUGGAUCAGCAGCUACUGAGUGAAUGAGUGAGUGAGGUGCUGUGAAACAUCCUCUGCUCCGGUGGCCGGGUUAGCAAUGGGCCUUGCCGGCGGCAUUGUUCGGAGAGUCCUCUCCAAGAGCCCCUGCGGCUCAUCGUCGUCGACCGGCCGCGGAGGCGUCCACACCGAACGGAGCUCGGGUGAUCAAAGGAGGAGAUCGUGGAGCUCCCUCAGGAUGUACCUGUGCGGCGACGAGACCAGCGCCGCGGCCGCAGAGGGGGAUGAGGACGACGACGACGACGAAGACCAAGACGGGACGGUCUCCGCCAGAAGCUUCGAGACGGCCUGCGCGACGACGAUGACGACGCAGGAUCAGGCUCAAGCUCCGGUGGCAGAUCACCACGGCCACGUGAACGGCGAUGUCCAACUUGGAGGGCAGGGAGCCAUGGUGCUGCCCACGGAGCCUGCGGCCGGCGAAGAGGAAGCGGCGGCUACGCUGAUCCAGUCCGCGUUCAGGGGACUCAUGGCGAGGAGGAGGCAAUUGUUGCCGGAGCUGGAAGGGAGUUUGUCAGGACAGGACGGCUGCUGCGCCGAGGAGCCCUGCAAGAGCCCUGCAUCGCCGUCGACCAUGGCGGCAUCGGUGGAGGUCCAGGUAGGCGAGUCCCUGAGCAACCUCCGGCUGAGCGACGCCGACGACGGCGCGUCGUUGUCGGCGCAGCACCGUGGGGGCGCAAGCCAGACCAAGUCGUCGCGGCCACAGGUGUUCAGAGCCAAGGAGGAGUGGGACGACAGCACGCUGAGCUCCAACAUGCUGCGGAUGCGGAUCCAGAGCAAGAUGGAGGCCACGACGCGGCGGGAACGAGCCCUCGCGUACGCCUUCUCGCAGCAGCUGAGGAGCUGCGGCGGCACCGGCGGCGUUGGGGGCACGAAGAAGCGGUCGUCGCGGUCGGAGCAGGGGGAGUUCAACGUGGGGUGGAGCUGGCUGGAGCGGUGGAUGGCGACGCGGCAGGCCGAGCCCUGCCCCAGCGACGACGGCGCCAGCAGGAACGCGGCGGACGCCGGCUCGGUGGCCGGGCGGCGGGUGGUGGUCGUCAGGCGGCGGCCGCAGGGGCAGGGGCAGGGGGACGUGGCCGUGGAGGAGAAGGAGAGCUGCGGGUCCAACGACGUCUCCGCCGUCAGCUUCGACGGCUCCAGCGCCGGCGGCCGGAGCGGGCUGAGCUGCUACAGGCCAGGCAAGAACCGGCUCAGGGGCGCCCGGAACCUGCCGCGGCGGAAGGUUGCGGCGGCAGCCGAGCACCGGCUCAAAGAAAGAUCGCACAAGGUGAGCAAGAAGGCGCGGCAGAGAGAGGAUCGCCAAGCCGAGGCAGACGAGGCAGACGAUCCCCGUCAACCCCCAACGGAUUACUGAAACUGGGACGAACAAUGAUGCAGAUAGCUUCUUCAGUUCCGUCGGAUUAACUUGUCAUGCGAUGAUUUCUCUUUUCUUUUCGGUUGCUUGCUGCUAAAGUGUGUGAUGUAUGCUGAGUUGGUUCAGUAGCUGCUAAAUAAAGUACGCAAAUGACAACGGAAAAUAAGCCUGACAGCAA
Molecule: messenger RNA, 1644 nt
Organism: Brachypodium distachyon (stiff brome)
Lineage: Eukaryota; Viridiplantae; Streptophyta; Magnoliopsida; Poales; Poaceae
Exons: 6
Coding region: 156-1466 (436 amino acids)
Molecular function (GO): protein binding
Source: RefSeq, a predicted model, not a curated record